Melanaphis sacchari is the source of this 3335-nucleotide messenger RNA. RefSeq names its product transcription factor SOX-1-like. Lineage: Eukaryota; Metazoa; Arthropoda; Insecta; Hemiptera; Aphididae. The coding region runs from base 831 to 2480 and encodes 549 amino acids. Gene Ontology annotation, molecular function: DNA-binding transcription factor activity, RNA polymerase II-specific; RNA polymerase II cis-regulatory region sequence-specific DNA binding. The record is from RefSeq and is a predicted model, not a curated record. The transcript has 3 exons. Gene Ontology annotation, biological process: cell differentiation; regulation of DNA-templated transcription; anatomical structure morphogenesis.
AACCAAAAACCCAGAAACAAAAUAAUAAUAUUAUCGUCUUCGUUUACAUGGAAAAUACUAAUGAUUGUAUAUAUUUACCACCGCAAACUCGACGACAACAACACGGACUGGGUUUUUCUCGAUAAAAUGACGAUCGCAACGCGUGUCGCGGGCCAGUUGUAAUUUAAUUAUUUUAAUUUCUUAUUAGUUAUUACUCAAUUAUUAGUAAUUUUCUAUUUGGUAUUAUUAAUUAUUUCGCCGUUACGUGCGGAGAAAAGUUCAUACUACUAUUGUACAUCUGCCGCUCGUGUCCGUCUUGUGUACAGUGUACUCGCUAUUCAAACAUUUCAAACUUGCCGAUCAGUUAUCGUUUUUCGACCACUUUUAAACGUGCGUGACUAUAUAGUGUAAAAUCGGAAACGAAACCGUCGUGCGUUUCGUUGUCUCCGUAUAACGUAUAAAAGUAUACUAAAGUUUAUUAACUAAACCCGCAGAUUAUAAUAUAAUUAUCACGCUAUUUUAUUUUUUCAUAUUAGCCUUCUUCGAGAAGAAUUUCGGCAGAUGCUCACCAAUAAGUAUAAACAUCGAAGAAUAAACAAUAUAUUAGAGGUGGUUGCCUUUAACACCGUUUAGACCUGUCGAUUAGCAGCAGUUGCCAAUAUACAUUAUAUACUACCACCGUACGCGUCGUAACACAACACACCUCGUGCACCACACGUUCACACAUACUUGUUGCGUUUCUGUCGCAUCAUAUGAUAUUAUAGUUUGUCGGAAAAAACGUCGGCGGCGUCGACUGCCGGUGACUGCCGUUACGACGUCGUCGUCGGCGGCGGCGGCUGACGAACGGGCCAAUGAGAAAGUGGCUGACGGUCGAUAAGAGGCGGGAACGGUGGCGGUACGCCAUUGGCGGGGCGCCGCGGACGGCCGCCGCCACCGCGUGCCGCCGCGUGUGCUGCACACGCAUUUCGGACGCCGUGACGUGCGGCCCUCUGCAGCUGCUGAUCGGCCGUGCGUGCAUUUACUGUCUUCUCAGCAGCGACCCGUCCGCUCGUUUCGCCGGCACUCUUCACGCGUUGCACCGUAACGAGAAAAUUCCCGUCCCGUUCGCCGGACGUCGUCACAGCGUUUCACGGCCGGUGCAGGUCAUGAGCAACGGCAAGACCACUACGCCGCCGGCCAACGCGGCGGCCGCUGCUGCAGCAGCCGCCGCGGCAGCCGCGGCCGCGAUGCUGUUGCACCAACAUCAGUCGCCGUCGAUGAACCACCAUCACGCGGCCGCCGCUGCCGCCGCAGCCGCGGCCUAUCACCAGCACCAGCAGCACCAGCACCAACAGUUGCAUCAUCAUUUACAGCAUCGCGCUCAACACGAACAACAAAUGCACCACCAUCACCAGCAACAGCAACAGCAGCAGCAGCAGCAACAACAACAACAGCAGCAACAGCAGCAGCAGCAGCAACAGCAGCAGCAGCAGCUUCACGGCGGGAACGCGGGAUCGACUGUGGCCGCGGCCGUUCAGGAAUCCGUGGCGGUCGCGCAACAGCAGCAACACAUCAAGCGGCCCAUGAACGCGUUCAUGGUGUGGUCCAGGGGACAACGUCGCAAGAUGGCCCAGGAAAACCCGAAGAUGCACAACUCCGAGAUCAGCAAGCGGUUGGGCGCUGAGUGGAAGCUCCUGACUGAACCGCAGAAACGGCCGUUCAUCGACGAAGCCAAACGGUUGAGGGCGCUACACAUGAAGGAGCAUCCGGACUACAAAUACCGUCCUCGGCGCAAGCCGAAGACGAUGGUACAGAAGAAAACUUCCGACACUGGUGCGGCGGUGUCCGGCAAACCGGUGUCGUACUCGGUGCGCGACCUGUUGCCGCAACACGAAGCGUCGGCCGCGGGCGGCGCCGGCGGUGGUGGCGGGUCUACCUCGGCUUCAGCCAUCGGGUCGUUGGCGCAGAUGCCGACGGCCGGCGAACACCAGUCGCCCGCCACCGCGGUGGCCGUGGCCAAAUUCCCGCGCGCCUACUUCUCGCCGUACCAACACCACCACUACCCGUCGUCGUUCUACCAACAGGUGGCCAAGGACCUGUCAACGGUGGCCGGCGGCGGCGGCGGUGGCACCGAAGCGGCCGCCGCGGGCAAAGCCGUCCACGAUCUAGCGCUGCACGCGCUCUACGGUAGUUCGCUGUACUCGCGCGCCGUCUCGUUGGCCACCGGGUGGCCGAUGAUGGCCGCGGCUGGCUCCAACGGCGGUUGUCCGGUCAACUGCGCCGAGUGCGGCCAGCACGCGGAACGUCCGGCGCAGUCGUCGCUGCAACCGUUGCAGCCGCCCCGGCCAGCGCACGAGUCGUCCACGUCGUCGUCCACGCCGUCGCCGCCCGCCCAGCUCCCGCCGCCGCCGCUGUUGUCCACCGCAGCCGCUGCAGCGGCCGUCAUCAAGCGGCCCAUCGCCUUGCUGGUCAAACCGGAUCGCGUCGGGCCGGCCGGACUACACGCGCAGCACGUCAUAUGAAAACCACUGCCGGUUCUACCGGAACCGGCCGCCGGCACAGCCUGCACCGCUGCCGCCAUGUCGGCCGCCGUCCAGUGCGGUUGGCCGCAGUCGUCGUCCUCGUCGUCAUCGCCGCCUCCGCUACCGCCGACAACGGAGUCGCCGCUUGCCACGCCGCCGUGGUGGCUCCAACAGUUGCAGCAGCAGCUGAUAAUGUGCAGCGGCGGCGGCGGCGGCCACAGGAACGCGACGGCCGCCCGCGGAUCGCCCGGACCACCGUCCGUCUCUUCCGCUUCCGCCGCCCAAGACCACCGACCGGACUAGACGUGCGCCGCGCGCAUAUCGUUCUCCACCGUCGCGGUAAGGCUUAUACUACUUAUUAUCGUGUAUGACGACGAGUAGAAGAGAAAACGGUAGCCGAGGGCUUCGGUUUUGUUUUUUUUUAUGUAAAUAAUAAUAAAUUUAUAAUAUACAGUCUUUCGAUACGCAUUGAUCAGUCGGAAGACGAGUACGUAUCUAAUAAAUAAUAAUAAUAACGAUAAUAAUUACGAUAUGCGUAUCAGUGCAGUGCAGUAGCCGGAAUAUUUGCUAUAAACGAGCCCAUAAACAGCACAGUUUUGUUAACGAUUGCAUUUUUUUUUCACCCUAAACUAAAUUUCUAUUUUCAACUUCAAACGUAAAAAUUAUUAUUUUCUUUUAUUGAAUAUUAAAAUGUUUAAGUAACUGGAAUAGCUUUAUUGAGUGAUGGUGAUACCGUCAUCAUAAAAAAAAAAAAUAAUAAUAAGGACUAUAUAAUUAGGUAGUGAAUAAAACAAUGAAAAACUCUGUAUUUUAAUAUUCAAUAUUUUGGCGUUCGAAAUUAGGUUUUACACUGAA